This is a messenger RNA of Boeremia exigua, 1353 nucleotides long. RefSeq lists its product as uncharacterized. The record is from RefSeq and is a predicted model, not a curated record. Lineage: Eukaryota; Fungi; Ascomycota; Dothideomycetes; Pleosporales; Didymellaceae. The coding region runs from base 234 to 1244 and encodes 336 amino acids. The transcript is spliced from 2 exons.
GCGGGUUGUUGGUUCACGGCGUUGCUGGUUUGUCUGGUGGUGGCUAGUGUGCGGGCUGCUGUUUAAGAUGCCGUCGGUCCUGUCUGGUGAUGGUUUUAGAUCUCGACUUGGGUUAGGUGUUUGCCUUCAUUAGUGUGGUAUGGCGAGUACAUUUGACCUCAACUGCGCUUUUUGGUAGAUCGUAACAUCUUACUUCUCCAGCCGUUCGUGGAUAUCUUGUCUGUGCUUUUGUUAUGCCUGAAUCUGCUGUCGCGGCUGGUCUUGUUGUGGGAGCUGUCCUGGGUGCUGGGUUGCUUUGCUUGGGUACUUAUCUUGUCCAUCGGUAUAUGAACCUGCAGUCUCGACAAAUCGACCUCCGGGCUCAGCACAAUGCCGUCAGCGUCAAUCACUACCAAGAUGUCGAAUCUAUAGGAAGGAGUUGGGAGACGAGACACCAACCAGCUAAUAGGAAACGGCGGCCAUCACGGCGUGAGGGUGACGAGACUCAGAAUGUUGCGAGAUUGAGAGGUGGACACGGACAUAGGGAUCUAGAGAACGACUUGAGUUGGGCAGACGAGCGACAGUUGCAACCCAACAUCCAGCAGCCAGCACUUGCAUAUGCACAUCCUGUUGUUGACCCUCUGGCGUUUGGAUGGGAACGACACAAAGUUUCAUAUCACCAGGGAUGCCAUACUCCUGCAGUUUUCCAGCAAGCGGUCCCCGGCACCUACUACGCAUACGUGUUGCCAAGGACACACGUGGCGAGGACAAACGUGCAGCCUUCGAUUGGCCAGUCGGGUGCAUUUGAUGAGUUGUGCCCAUCACGCAGGAAGCGUACUCACAACAGUGAACGCUGCUCAGCCCCGGUCCAGGCAGUACCUGCAAAAGUUCAUCUUAAGGCACAGCCCGUGGUCUACGAGACCGACUGCUUCGAAGUCGUUGACGAGUACCCCUCCUUCAUCGAAAAAGCAAGGAGGCAAAAACUCCAAACGAAGAAUGUGCAGAAGAACAAACGCAUCGCAGAAAGAAGCGAACGAUCAUCCAGUACCGAUUUGGGAACCUGUUCGAGCAGCGAAGCUUCAACAUCUACCGAAGAUGUACACCGAGAUAGCAUUCCCAGUGGAGCACCGAACUGCGGGUCACACACCCCACACGACUAUCCCCUGUCGGCGGAGUGCUCGACACGCAGCUCAUACGCAGAUCGAUGGCGACACGUACGUCCGAAGACCGCAGCGAGGCGAAAGGAAAGAGAGGCGAAGGGAUGACGGCGCCGCGCGGUCGAAGGCGAGACGGGAGCCUAGUGCUGGAGUUCGACAACAAUCUCUUCAACGGCCCGCGUGCGAGGAGGUGAAAUCGGCAGAAACGUCUUUUCGG